GGGGUGGUCUGUUAGGAAAUACCCCCCACCCCCCCAGAUGAACCAGCACCUCACCUGGAUCCAAAACAGGAAGUGGGAGUGUUCUUACCAUCUGACUGAAUGUAAAUCUCCACUAUAGUAAAGGGAACAAAAACCCAGAUGUGGAUCUGAAUCACGAGUUCCUCUUGUGAAAUGUGAAUGUCUGAUGUUUAGCAUUAAAACCAAAAGUCAGUAGAAACAUUCGUAGCGAGUCAUUUUAAUGACUAUAACCUUUUUUAAAUCGAAAUCGUGUUUAUUGUCUCAUCAGUGAUUCACUAUUUGCACAAAGUCACAAAAUAUUUCUGAUCACGUCGAACGUCAAGAACUCUCGGGACAAUGUUUCCCACAAUGCACUGCUUUGUAGUCCUCACAGUGCCAGACUUCCAGCUGCUCUCUCCUGGGGAGGCGCUUUGCACCCGCCCCUUCCUCGCAAUAUGUUUAUGAUGAUUGACAGGUGAGGUCAGAGCAGAAACUACCCAGCAUGCACCUCAAUCCAGGUGAUCUGCACAGCGCUGCGUCCGCCUGUGUCACCUCAAACAGGUGGAAGUGUUUUGGAUGUUCAGAGGAGCUCCACACAGCUGCAGCCAUGACCCCACAGCUCACUGGAGGCUCCGCCCCUUAACCUUCCGGCGUGUCUGUGCAGGUGUACGAGGUCGUCUGGUGGAUCCAGCUGGUCAUGGGUGUCCUCAGCGUCCUGGGCUCCGGCUCCAUCAUCGUCUGUCUGAUCUCACAGAGGCUCAGCAGGAAGCCAGAGCUGCAGCCCCUCUUCCUGCUCAGCGUGGCCGACCUGCUGCUCGCCGCCUGCUGGCUGGUGGGCGCCGUCUUCUUCUCUCUGCGCUGCGGCGUCCUCAACAGCCUCUGCUACAACCUGCACAUCCUGGAGCAGAUCUUCUUCAUGGCGUCCUUCUGCUUCACCCUGACCUACGUGUGGAACCUGUACCAGGCCAUCCGGGAGAAGUUCAACAGCUGCCUCAGCGGACACUCUGUGCAGGUCUCCAACAGGAUGAGUACCGGGGCCAAAACCGCCGCCAUCUUGUCCUGGCUGGGUCCAGUUCUCUUCAUGCUCCCCGUGUUCGUCAUAGGAAACAUGAACGUCUGUCAGACGAACUCCAGUCAGCCGUACAAGUGUCUGCUGAUGCAAACGGACGCGCUGUACCGGACGUCACAUGGCCAUCAGCUGAGCGCGAGCUGCAGUCUGCUGCACACCUACCGCAUGGUGGUCUUCCUCGUCACCUUCCUCCUCACCCUCAGCAGCAUCAUAGUGCUCGUCGCUAAAGCACGCCACUUCCACGUCCGGGCCAUGGCGUCCAACGGCAUCGUGGGCCCGGAGCAGCGCGCGGCCCUGCGGGUCCUGGACCAGCGGGUGGUGCUGUACCCGCUGGUGUUCGUCCUCUGCUGGGGUUCAGCGGUGGCGCUGGCCUUCCUGCGUGUGGCCAAGCCCUCCACGGGUCACGGCAGGGCGGCGGCUGGCCUCUACAUCACUCAGGCCCUCACCUCCGCCUCUCAGGGUUUCCUCAACUGUCUGGUCUACGGCUGGACGUCGGUGCACCUGCGGCGGGUGGGUCUGACGGCGCUGACCCGGGACGCCAACCCUCAGACGCCUCUGCUGCAGUCUCAGAAGACCAGGAGCUACAAGGGUCUGAGGGCCUUCUGCUGAGGGGGCGGAGCCUUUCACUUUCAGCUGAGAGGACCGCAGUCGGGGGGGGGGUUCCACGGAGAGGAAGAGCUUCACAGAAACAGGAUUUGAAAAAGUCUGGGUGGUGGGGGGGGGGUCCACCUGUGAGGAGGAGCAGCAGAAACCUGCAGUCAGAAUGCAGGGAAAAACGUGGUCCUGCACAGGCACGUGGCAGCCAGCAGCAGGAAGUCAAGACUGGACACUAUCAAAAUAAAACCGCUUUGCAGUGAUAGGGAGACCGGGUCAGAACCGGGUCUGGAUGAAAGUAAAACGGGAGUUUGUAUUUCCAGAAUGAGGACGACGUUUUUCUGCCAUCAUGAACUAAUGUGCAUUUGUCUAAAAAACGAAUUUAAUCUGCCCCUCCAGACUCCCCCUGAGUGUUUGUUGAACCCAAAUCUUGUUCUUUUCCUUCAUUUUAGGUGCUUUAUGUCUUUGAUCAUAUUUGGAUUGUAUUUGUUUAAAUGUCUGUGAAAAAUGUGAGAGUUUUGUUAAAAUAGAGUUCAAGUGAACAAAA
Oryzias melastigma (Indian medaka) is the source of this 2207-nucleotide messenger RNA. It is a transcript of the gene tmem116, whose product is annotated as transmembrane protein 116. Gene Ontology annotation, biological process: adenylate cyclase-activating G protein-coupled receptor signaling pathway. The coding region runs from base 695 to 1675 and encodes 326 amino acids. The record is from RefSeq and is a predicted model, not a curated record. NCBI's taxonomy places the organism in Eukaryota, Metazoa, Chordata, Actinopteri, Beloniformes, Adrianichthyidae. The transcript has 10 exons. Gene Ontology annotation, molecular function: G protein-coupled receptor activity. Gene Ontology annotation, cellular component: plasma membrane.